Messenger RNA from Colletotrichum higginsianum IMI 349063, 870 nucleotides. Its product is annotated as Carbonic anhydrase. Lineage: Eukaryota; Fungi; Ascomycota; Sordariomycetes; Glomerellales; Glomerellaceae. Gene Ontology annotation, molecular function: carbonate dehydratase activity; zinc ion binding. The record is from RefSeq and is a predicted model, not a curated record. The transcript is spliced from 2 exons. Bases 1 to 870 code for a protein of 289 amino acids.
AUGAAGUCAUCUCUUCUCCUCCCCUUCGCCACUCUGGCGUCGGCCAUCUGCCACCACCGCACAUCCCUCUAUGCCCGGAGUCACGGCCUGACGGCCCGCGAUGAGGGCGGUGUCGACGUUGCAACGUUCGACUACAACGACCUCACAGGGCCCCUCAACUGGCACGCCCACAGCAACCAGAGCAUAAAGUGCGCCACCGGCACUCAGCAGAGCCCCAUCAACCUCAACGACACCUCGGCCACGCUCGUCCCCGGCACGAGCCUGGGCUUCGACGUGCCUGACCUGCUCGACGGCGCCGAAUUCGAGAACCUCGGCAGCACGCUCGAGGUCGUCGCCCAGAACGGCACCCUCACGAGGCACGGGAGGAAGUUCCACCUGAAGCAGUUCCACUUCCACACCCCGAGCGAGCACCGCGUCGAGAGCGAGUACUUCCCCAUGGAGGUGCAUUUUGUUUUUGAGGCCGACGCCGAGCAGUUGAAGAACUCCUCGGGCCCCAGCAACUCCGUCCUCGGGUUCCUCAUUGAGGUCGACAACAGCGCCCCCUCGUCGUUCCUCAAGAACGUCUUCGCCCACCUCGACGAGGUCGAGGAGCCCGGCUCGCACGCUGAGACCGGCCCCCUCAGCUUCUGCGAGCUCCGCACCGUACUCGAGCACUCAGACGUGUACCAGUACGACGGCUCUCUGACGACGCCGCCCUGCUCCGAGGGUAUCGCCUGGAACGUCGUUGCCGAGCCGCUGCGCGUCGACGACGUCACCUACCGCGCCGCCAAGAAGAUCAUGAAGUUCAACGCCCGCUACACGCAGAACGUUCCGGGUCAGAGGAACUUGCUGGAACACUCGAGGAUCACGCUCAACGCGAUUUCCGGAUGA